AUGAAUCAACAUAACACUACAUCACUUUCUGUAACAAACAAUAGUCAUGAAAUAAAUCGAAUUAAAGAUCAUCGAAUUAUCUCCGAAGCAUUUCUUCUUAAAGUAUCAGAAUGUAUUAAGAUUGCCAAUACUAUUCGUACUGAUUAUGGAAUAGAUAUUUUAGAAACCAAUGGUAGUUUUGAAAUAACAGAUAAAGUUAUUAAUCAUCUUGAUUCUUUGUUAUCGACAUAUUACCAAAAUGUUAAUCAAAAUAAUAAUAAUAAUAAUAAUAAUAUGGAUAGUACUCUAAAUUUAUCUGAACAAAACGAUGAAUUUCAAAAAUUGAAUUUAUUUUAUAACUAUUCUAGUUCCGUAACAUUAUUAAAUAAUGAUAAUCAAAUCAUAAAAACAGAACAAUUUGCGUCAGAUAUUCAUUGUAUACCAAUUAAAUUACCAGCAAUAAUUGAAAUGCAACUUAGAAAUAAUCAACUUCUCAGAAAUACUAUUCACAAUUAUAGACGUCAUGAACGAUAUUUAAAUUUAUCUAAGAAGAAAAAAAUAUCUGCAAUAAAAACGGCAGAUGAAGAAGAUAUUCUUAUGAUUGAAGCUAAACCAUUAUGUCUUAUAGAAUUAAAUGAUACAUUUGAUUCAUCAUCAAUUAUUCUUUCAAAAACUAAAGAAAGUCUUACAAAAUUAAUGAACCAAAUUCAUAAUCAAUAUAAAAAUAAAAGUCAUAAAAAAUCAAAUAACUUAAUUGCUAAUAUUGAACCUGCACUUAAAUUUAUAAUCAAUGAAGAAAUUACAUAUGAAUAUUUGCAAAAUGAAAUAAAAAUAAAUAAUCAACAAAAUCAAUCAAAACAAUUAAGAAAAAAAAAGAAAAACCAAAACCAAACAAUGCAAAUAUUACCAUAUGAAAAUACAUAUGGACAAUUCUAUUAUACUGAUCAAUUUAUACCAAUCGAACAGACAAUGAUUGAUAAAAUUGUUUAUGGUGUACAAGCUAUGGCAGCAGCAUUGACUAAUACAAAAGAUAUUGAAGAUGUAUUAAAUGGUAUUGUCAUGUUAGCUGAUCAAUCAACUUCUCCAUUUUCCGAUCAAACAGAUAAUAAAAUAGCCGAUGAAUUAAUGAGUACAAUACAAAAACGCUUUUUAACACAAAAACAAGGUUAUACAACCAAUCGUGAACGAGUACGUGUUCGUAUGGCAUUAAACUUAAUUUUAGCUGAUAAUCGAUUAAAUGGUAAAACAAUCAUGUCUCGAUCAGAAUCGAUUAUUUUAUCUCGUAUGAUUCGAAAAAUCUAUCUAUGUUCACAAGUACGAACUUUAUGUUCAUAUGGUGAUGUUAUUACGAUAAUUAAUGAUUCUGAUUAUCAUCAAAUACGUUUUCGUACAUAUAAACGAAUGUCUUUAUCAUCAGAUGAAUUUAUUGAAAUUCUUGGUGAAAUGUAUUCUACAUUUUAUGAUACAAUUGAAACCAUGAAAUAUUAUUUAGAUGCAGAUGAUAUUAUUGAUCUUGAUACAAAUCUUAUUCACUCAUCAAUAUUAACAUCAAAACAAAUAGAUGAUAUGAUUAAAUAUAUUGUACGUGAAGAUGCUAUUAGACAAUUGUUAAAAUUAAUAUUUGAUCGAACACGUAACAGUGAUAGUAAUAUCGAUGAUGAACAUCGACAAUUUAAAUUAAGUCUUCCAAUGAAAUUAAAUGAUUUGUACCAAACAAUUAAAAAAUUAAAUGCUUUUAUGUCGACUACUCAAGUAAUGGUAGCUCUUCGAAAACCGUACUUAUUACAACUUACGAAAAGAUCCAAAAUAAAACCAAUUACAGUAAAUGAUUUACGUGCUAUAAUGUCUCAAAUAUGGUUAUUGCCGGAAAAUUUUGAUGUACUAAUUUCUGAGAAUACAAUUACAUCGGAAAUAUUAGAUGACUUCUAUAUUGAUUUUCAUGCAAGAGAAGAUAUUGAUGAACGAUUAUAUAAAAUUUGUAAAAAAAUCCAAGAUCAUUUAAAUUUACAUAGUUGUAUAACACGUGUUGUACUUAAAAUGAUUGCUGAACAUUUCAAUGGUACAAAACUUACACCAUUUCUUAAUGAAUUUAAUAAAGUGCCACGUUUUAUAUCAAUUAUUGAUAUAUUUGACGAUUUAAUAACAUCAGGUCUUAUAUCAACAACGGAACUUCUUGUCUUUUCUAAACAAGAUAUUAUUAUUAAAAAAUCAUCUUUAUUAAAACAUUUUGAAUCUAUAUCGUUUUUUCAUAAACGUGAUGCUGAUUUACUUGCUGAAAUUACUUUAGUGAUGCGUGAAGAUGAUUUAAUUGAAUAUUUAACACAACGUGCUAUGACAAUCAAAGAAAUUUAUAUUAAUUCUAUACUGAAUAAUGAUCAACGUCGAAAUUUUAUUACAAAAAAUCUUAUUGAAUCUACAAAAAGAUUAUCAUCAUUAUCUAUUCAUGAAUUUAUUCGUCAUUUUAAUCUUGAUCCAAAUUGUGUUAAAAUAUUCUAUUGGAUGGGUUUAACAGAUGAAAAUAUCGUUAAAACUUUAAUUGAAAUAAAAACUUUUGUUAAUGAAUAUACACUUGAUGGAAUUUACAAUAAUUUUCUAACGAGACUUCAUGAUACAUUAGAAUCUGGUGUCUAUUAUAUAUCUACUGAAAAUUUAAUAAAUUAUGAUCAACAAAAAGAAUAUUUAACAAUUAAACAACGAAAUAAUCAUCAUAGUAUUCAUCAAAUGAUUAGUGAAAAUUUUUGUAAACUUGGUUGUUUUUUAACUUAUAAACAAGCUUAUAUUCUUGUUGAUUAUGCUGAUCCAGAAUAUGAACAUGAACUUUCGUCUUUAACUACAACACAUGAUAUUAUUUCACAAGAACGUUUAAAAAUUUUAUUGAAAUCUACAAAUAAUGAAAUUAAUUUUGAUGAACUUUCUAAAAUUAUUCUUCCAAAACAACAAGUAAUUGAAUGCAAAACUCUUCUUGAUUCAUUUCAUCAACGUAUUAAUUAUCGACAGAAUCGUUUUAAACGCGUUGAAAAUUUACAAAAACUUCUUCUUUCAUCAAUAUUAAUCGAAAAAUUUCUAGAAAUGAUUUCUGACUUAGGUGUUGAAUAUUUUACUCAUAUUGAACUUGAUUGUCUUGAAGAAAUAAAACUAAUUGAUAUUGGUGUACUUGCAGUUUUACUUACAUUACCAUCAUAUAAUCCAUUAAUUCAUCAACAUAAAUAUGAAUGGUUUCGUAAUAAAGAUAGUCUUAUUGAAAAUGAUGAACAAAUUUCUAACAUACCACCAAAUUAUUUACAUAUUCUUGAUCCAAUUAUUGAAAAAUAUUCUAUAUUUUUAACAACAAUUAUUAUACGAAUUAUUUCAAAUAAAGAACGUUUUGAGAAGGUCAAUGAAAUUUUAUUAUCGAAUUCGGAUUAUUAUUUAUCAACAGAAGAAGUUCUUAAAAUCUGUGCUUAUGAACAAAUAUUAACAUAUGAUAAUAUUCAAUAUAUUUGCCAAGAAAUAUUUCCUACUAAACAAAUCUCAGAUAUAAAUGAUCAAUCGCAUCAUUCACAAAAAUUAUCAAUUGAUAUGAGUGCAGAAAAUAUACAAGAGCAAUCUAACGAGAAGUCUUUAACUUUGAAUAUCAAUCAACAUGAUAAUGAUCGUAAAAGUGAAGGAAUAAAUAAUAGCAGCGUAACAAGAUUAGACUCACAUGAAACUAGUAUUACACUUCAAUCAAUAUUUGAUUGUUAUACUCGAAAUAUGUCUAUGUAUACUCAUGAUUCUGUUCUUCGACAUAAAAUGGAACAAACAGUCAUAAUAACUAUAUUUGAUUAUAUUCUUCAUUUUAAUCAUCGAACUAUGAUCAAUGAACAAUUAAGACAAUUAUUCAAUGGAUUUAAACCUUUGGCUUUUUAUAAAGCUCAAUUAUUAAUUGAAAAAGAAAUUAUAGUUAUUAAAUUAUUAUUAAACAUACGUAAACAACAAGCACCAUUAACAAUUCAUGAUCUGAAUAGAUAUCUUGAAUCAUAUCAAAUACCAUGUCGAUUAGAUAUAGUCAAUGAAUUAUGUCGUAUAAAAAUCAUUUCACAAUCGCUCGCUAAUGAUUACACAAUGAAUCAAUGUUAUGAAUUAAAAGUAACUACACCUGAAGGUCAAGCUAUUUUUCUUUUUUAUAUGAUGAUUAAAUUAAUUCAAAAAGAAGGUUAUAUUGAUGAAAUAAAUGUCAGAGAAAUACUUAAUCAAUAUCAAACAAAAAAUGAAAAUGAAAAAUUUAAUAUCAUUUAUAAAUAUAUUCUACGUAAUGGUUUUCUUACCAUUGAACAACUAAUUCAAUCAGCAAAAGAUUUUUUUCUACAAGAUUAUCUUAAUGAAGAUAUACUUAAAAAUCAAUCAAGUGAAUAUAAAACUGUUAUUCAAGAACAAUUCUUAACCAAUAUACUUCAUCGUAAACAAUUAACUAAUACACAAUUUGAAUUAGCACUUAGUCAAAAUAUGCGUCGACGUCAAGUUAUUCAAACAAAUAUAUUAAGUGAUCAAAUAAAAAAUACUAAAAUAGCAAAAGAAAAAGUUCAACGAAAAGUUGAUCAUGUUCUUUUAAAAAAGGAUGAUAAUACACAAUCAUAUUCUAAAUCAACACCAAUAUCAUCUCAUUUAACUUAUAAUAGUCUUGUUAAACAACAUAAAUCUAUUUUGGAAAAGGAUCAACAAUUAUUAACAAUAAAUACAAAUAUAAAUAAUGACUUAGCACCAAAUUUACGUUCAUUACGUCAUAAUUAUAUACAAGCUAAAAUACCUCGAAAUCAAUUACAUUUAUUAGUUGAACAAGGUGGUUGGAAUCAUGAUACAUAUCUUGAAUUUAAACGUGAACUUAAUAUUAUUGAUUCUGAUAAUUCAUUAGAUCUUAUACGACAUAUAACAUAUAAUAUAUCCUUAUUAAUUAAAGAAAAUGGUUCUGUUACUGAAAAACCAUUAAUGAAACAUUUUCAACAACAUUCAAUUUUAUUUCAUGCAGAUUUUCAAUUAUUACUUAUUCGUUAUGGUAUUGUAGCAUUAGAAGAUCUUAUAGAUUUAUUAAUUGUUAGCAAAUUAGCUAAAGUUGAUGAAAUUAAAUCUUAUGCUAAAACAAUAUUCUGUCUUAAUGUAAACAAAUUUAUGGAAAUUUCUAAAUCACAAGAAAACGCUUUAGUAAAAAAACAUCAUGUACAAAAUAAUUUAGAGAAAAAAAUAUGUAUAACAGCAACUGAUCUUUCUCAAUUACUUAAUCAUGUUCUUAAACUUGAUCGUCUCAAACGAAUCAUUGAUAUGAUGGCAACAAUUAAAAAUUAUAUACAUUUACAUCCAAUAAAUACAUUCAAUGCAUUGAAAGCAUUGAAACUUGAAUUCGAUUUUAAUAAUUAUGAUAUGAAAUUUUUGCGUGAUUUAAAACUUCUAAGCGAUACAUGGUAUAAAAGAUACUUAUUAUCACAAAAAAAUGAAACAGACUCAAGAGUUUCAGAAAUAAUUGAUGAAGAACAAGAACAAGAAGAUCAAAAUCAACAUAAAUUUCAUUCGUCAAUAGAUGAAGAUUUUGAUUUAGAUGCAUUUAAUGAAUUAUUUGAAACUAAAGAGUUACAAUUAGAUAUUAGUGAACAACAAAAACAAGCUUAUUUUGAAAAACUUAAAAAACAAAAAACUCAACUCGAUUCAUCAAAAUUGAAAAUAUCUACUGAUGAAGAUUCUCUUCAAUUAUCAAUUAAUCUAGAUGAUUUUCAUAAACAAGAAGAAAUGAAAAAAGAUCAAACACGUGUUAUUGAACAAUUCUUUCCAGAUGCUUCAAUACUUGGACCUCAACUUCUUCUACCUUAUAUCUCUGAUGAUCAAAAACGAUUAUUUAUUGAAUUAGAUUUUGCUGAAGAACAAAAUAUUGAAGAUUAUUACAAACAAAAUGAACGAGAAGAUGUUACACAACAAAUGAAUAAAUAUUCUGAUAUAACAGAAAAAGAAUCUACUAAAUCACAUAUUAAAAUUGAGGAAGAUCUAGAGAAAAUACCUAAAUCAAUAGAAGAACAACAACAAUCGAUAUUAAAAUUAUCUUCAGAUGAAAGAUUUUCAUCUAACGAAAUAGACAAACUUUCUAUCGAUAGUCAAUCAAUAAAAACUUUUGAACGAAAUGAAGAAAUACAGCAAACAGUUGAACAAUCAUCUAUUGAAAAACGUUUAUCACAAAUUAAAACAUCGGAUUUAAUACCAACAGAAGAAGAUAAAACAAAACUAAUAGGUGAUUGA
Molecule: messenger RNA, 6216 nt
Organism: Rotaria sp. Silwood2
Lineage: Eukaryota; Metazoa; Rotifera; Eurotatoria; Philodinida; Philodinidae
Source: the annotation of a GenBank genome assembly